Molecule: messenger RNA, 1147 nt
Organism: Microdochium trichocladiopsis
Lineage: Eukaryota; Fungi; Ascomycota; Sordariomycetes; Xylariales; Microdochiaceae
Exons: 4
Coding region: 242-1147 (301 amino acids)
Source: RefSeq, a predicted model, not a curated record
GCUCUGUCGAGCCGUUGAGUAGUUCCCAUUUUUGUGCCCGUGACAGCUAAGACCAGCAGCGAUCCUGUCCGGGUCGGAGACACAAGGCCAUCAUUUCGGUCCCUCUCUGCAGCAAAGGCACCCAAGAGCCAUAGCGCCGACACACGAUUUGCAGGCUUUCUUGGGCUGAACAGUGGAACCGUGACUACAUCCCUUUCUUAAGUAUCCACCUCAUGGAGACCCCCAUCUGGAAAAGGACAUCAUGUGGAAACAAACGGAUUUUAGACCGUAUGCUGCGUACUCCUUGUUCACCCCCGUUACAAGUCGCGAAAUCUCUCGAGGGAAAGUCAGAUUAGUCGUCAGAGAACGAGCAAACCGCGCUCACGAUUGCAAAUCUGUCAAACCAGCAGCAGCCGGAGAGAACGUACGGCUGUUGGCUGUCAAGAUCACCCCAGCCGCUGCAAGAACCCGCGCCCCCAAGAUCUGUGUCACCACCACCACCCACCCGCCCACGCCCCCUACCAUUUCCCGCCGCACUAGAAGCUUCGGCACAGCCGGCUGUCUGCCCACGUCCCAUUCUACAGCGGUCGUUGCGAAACUUCCUCUAGGGGAAUGCAAUGCCGGAUCAGGCUCUACACCGCUGCCGCCGUGCCGGGCUGUAGUGACGACAGCCAGUCCAGACAGCACCGGCGUUCUCCGUCUGCCUCGAAACGGAUGGGAUGAACACGAAGAUCAAAGACGCAGCCUGAUGAACUCUGCAGGAUCAACCAAGCCCCUGUCCUGGUCUUGCAUGAAGAAGAUGGGCUCCAUGUGCAGCUCGUGUCAGCCAUGGCCAUUCUGGCGUGAAUGCCCCGAAGGUCGUUCCGAAGCUUCAUCACUCCAGCGCGUCACAUUUCUCGGGCGUGGAAAUGGAAAGGCAGAGAACGGAGAGACCAUCACCAUCUCUGGGUUGGAGGUCACUGUUCCAGGCUGUGGUCAUCAAGCCCUCCACUUGGGGUCCAGGACCGGUCACCGAACUACUUUGGCGCGGACGGUCGAGCCUAAUGAAAGGUCACUGAUGUGCAUAACAACGUGGCCGAUCUUGACCCCCGAUGUGACAGCAAUGCGGCUUGGCCAUGCUGUCAUGUUGCCGAGCAAGAUCGACCUCGAACGAUCUCCUGGUUACUGA